Messenger RNA from Linum trigynum, 3774 nucleotides. The record is from the annotation of a GenBank genome assembly. NCBI's taxonomy places the organism in Eukaryota, Viridiplantae, Streptophyta, Magnoliopsida, Malpighiales, Linaceae.
CAAGUAUGUUUAAAUAUCAACUCGGCCCGGCCCAUGUACCCCUACUUCGAUUGUUUGAAACAUUAUUUAGAGGAAUGUUGAGUAUGUUUAAAUAUCAACUCGGCCCGGCCCAUGUACCCCUACUUCGGUUGUUUGAAACAUUAUUUAACGGAAUUUUGUUUGUUGAAAUCUCUACAAUCUACUAUUUAAAAGCAAGAUUUGAAAAGCAAAAGGGUGGAAAACUCUUGGUGAGAAGCUUCACUCGAGUGUUGCUUCCCCCUAAAUAACUACCAUGAACCGUGGGAUCGAAUGAACCGGUGUGUGACAAGGCAAUUGUGACCCGUAGGAUGUGCAAUAAUGGUUAGAAACCAUCCUCUCAAUUGCUAGGCCAAGGUAAGCAUUUGUAGCCCUCUUGGCUCAAGCAAUUGAGGGAUGAUUUACCUUCUCCCUAAAACCAAAGUUUGGACGGCAUAAUCACAACUAACCUAGGUGUCUAAAUCAAUUAGAGAUUUUCCCUUCAUUGACCUAGUUAGGAGGCGUGGAAUGCCUAAGAAACCCAGCUCAAUUUUGAGCCUCUUAAGAAAAGGGGGCUUCUCUCUAAUCUAGGUUAGAAUAGCACAAUAAAUUUCCAAGCACACACAAUGCACAAUCACCAUGAAAAAUACCUCAAUUCUUAAAUUAAACACCACAAUCACACAAUCAUUCAAUCCACACAAUCAAUUACAUGAUAGUAGUUAGGGUUCUACAACACCCAAGUGAAAAUGGAAACUACUCCAUGCCAGACAAAGAAAGAACACAAAGGAUGAAGAAAGAAACCAUCAUUGUGAUGCGUCCAACUCUCCUUGUGCUUGUAGAGAUCCUCUCUUGAAGAGGAACUUCCAAAAGCAAACCCUAGCCUCUUCUCCCUCUUGGUUCGUGCUUUCUCUCUCUAGGGUUUCAAGAAGAAGAAGGUUUCUCUCACUUUGAGCUCUCACUUUCUUCUUCCUUUCAGCUCUCUAUUUAUACUCAAAUCGCGCCCAGUUCACCGCCGUGAACAUCAGGUCGCGUCCCUGAAAUCUGCGAACUUGAUCAAAACGCGCCGCUUCACUUUUGGGGUUCACGGUCCAUGGAUCCAGUUCACGGUCUUAGUGACCGUGAACUACUUUGGCGUCAGUAACCUCUGAAACCCCUCUGGACGCUUCGCAGUUCACAGCCCUAGCGACCGUGAACUCCAAUGUUUGACCGUGAAAUGUGGCUGAAUCCUCCUUGUUGCCCAGUCUUUGCUUAUUUUCUUCCAACUUUCGUAAAACCAUCCUUUUUGGAGCUCAAUUGCCACAAACGUCAAAGAGAAACGGGGAUAAAAAAUGUACAUUUAGGCUCGAAUCACUCCCCCACACUUAGACGUUUGCUUGUCCCCAAGCAAACCAUUUCACACAAGGUAAUAUCUCAAUCUAACAAAAUGCUUUGGGGGCAAAUCAAAGGGAACAAAGUGCAAAUCUCAUUGGCUAUUGGCAAUUAACACGUGGACCGUUGCAAGCAAUACCGACAUCCACCACAAACGACAAUCGAGGUCACAAAAAUGGGCAAGUUAUCACAUUGUUCAUGAAUCAAUGCAAGUCUCAACAAGAUCACGUAUCAACCACAACUAAUCAUGCAUAACAUUCAAGUCCAAGGAACAAACGAAUGGACAACAAAAUCCUCACCGGGGUAUGAUAUGACAUGAAAAACAAGAACGAAUCACUCACUCUCUUGACCAGUAGGUUCGGGAUCUUUUGGUGCAAAGAAUGUGCACAAUCAUCAACACUCGACUCUAUCUUCUCUUCCCCACAGUGUCAACCUCUAAAUGUUAGAGUUCACGGGACGGUUUUCAUCACUAGCUUGUGCGGAGGUCUUAGACACGGGUUCAAAUGAUUGGCAAUUGUCUUUGAGAUAGGGAAAAGGCUUUUUGGGUGGUGGCAAACACAACAUGAGUUCCUAUCGUAAUUCACCUCAACAUGGUAAGAGGGAUCUAAGCACACAAGCAUAAUAAUAAACUACCCCUCCACACUUAAGUUCGACAUUGCCCUCAAUGGUGUAAGAUAGGGGUAGAACGAUGUUACCACAUUACUUGGUGAAUGAAAGUUGAAAUUUUUCCGAGGUAGGAGAUUUGAGCUUCAAGGAGAAGACAAAAAAAAAAAAAAAACACACACACACACACAAACAAAACACAUACUCGCUCGAGGCGAGGUUAUUACACAUAAUUGUACGAUAGUAGUUAGUUGUUCACACAUACCAAAUAAAGGAACGAAAAAUAAAAUAAAAGAGUUCAGAUUUACAAGUGGAGAAAUGGGGUGAAAGGAAUUGCCACAUGUCUCACUCGUCGGCUACCUCUCACUGGUUCGAAGGCCCCGACUCAUCAUCUGGAAGGAGGCCCUGGCAACGAGUUAUCUGCUCUAGCAGGUCGGUGUGACGGUCGAGCCGGGAAGUGACUCAUACUACAAGGGUCUCAAGGCGGUCCAUCCUCUCCACGAGGUGCGCCCCGGAAGUGGAAGGACCGGCUCACCCUGAUGAUGCUGCUGCUACUGCUAGUGAUGGUGCAGGACGCUGGAGCGCGCGACGCUGGCGACGGCCAAGAGCUCUAGCCGUGCCUGCUCUGGAGAUGGAACCCGUGGUGGUAGAGGCAGUCCCUCAAUGAACCGAAAUGGUCCAAAUGUUCCCAGUAAACACAUGCAACACAAAGUGCACUCUUCGAACCCCGUGGAGUGCCCCUCAUAUGUGCAGCCCGCCAGAUUAACAUUCAAGUGACGAGCGUGAUGGAUAAUGUAGGGCCCCAUUGAUGUGAUAUAUUGUCGAUUUCCCCUUAUGGCUCUGGCGAAAGAGGUGGCCAAGACUGAACCAAGAUGAAGAUUGCUAGAUGGGUCCACCAUGCAAGCGAAUGCCAGCAAGAUCCUAUCGGUUAUCUUGUUUGGAUUGUGAUAGCUCGGGUAGUGGGAACAGGCAAGGCAAGGAGUGCGUUGAUGAUGCGUCACUAUGGCUUAAGUGUGGACGCCAACAUGGGUGCAAAACGAAAUGGUAUUCGUCGGGGCUCGGACAGGAAAAAUCUUUGAAAAGUUGCAUUCACGUUGCAAACUCUGAUGGCGUCCUCUUCCCAUUAUGCCUCAUACCCGUCGUUAACUCCCAAGGAUCGGGCAAACUCGUCAAAAGUCAGGGUGUGCCAUUCCCCUCCCAAGUGGAAUGUCACCUCGCGCCGCCGAUGGUUGAACGUGCUCUUGCUCCUACGGACUGUGAAGGUACUGAAAAACUCAACACACAACUCCCCAUAAAUGUCAUCCUUCAUUUCAAGGAGUCGGCGCCAUUGUGGGUGCGCCAUAGCCUCCCUCAUGAUGUCUCCACAGUGAAGACUGUCGAAUUGAGUGAAGUCGAGUUUCCAGUGAUCUCCGGAGUUAGUGCUUGCCCAGAAUCUCAGCUCCCUUUCCAUUGUGGGGUUCCCUUUCAGCGCCAAAAGGUAGGGGUGGUUCAUGCUGACUCUCUUGCAAUAAAUUCAAACAUGCACCAUACGUGGAAAUAAUUGUCAAUCUCAAAUCAUUGGGAGGAAAACGGAAUCCCCCCCCCCCCACACACACUUAUAUUUUCACUACGGGUCCAUGCUACUUAAAACAAUUAAGCUCGAGCACACCGAGGCAUGGUCCUAGGUGUUUCAAUGUUUAUCCACACAAAAAUCCUAACCAAAACCAUGCCACGGUGGCUACCAUCCACCACUCAAGCAUAAAAAUUGCAUAUUCACUCACAAAUUAGCACUUGGUGGGAAAAUUCCACAAAUAAAAGCAAUUCCAAUUA